This is a messenger RNA of Saccostrea echinata, 2237 nucleotides long. RefSeq names its product protein FAM228B-like. The transcript is spliced from 10 exons. The record is from RefSeq and is a predicted model, not a curated record. Bases 142 to 1377 code for a protein of 411 amino acids. NCBI's taxonomy places the organism in Eukaryota, Metazoa, Mollusca, Bivalvia, Ostreida, Ostreidae.
GUGACGUCACAUUGUUGAAAUAUGGCGGACGCGGGAGAGAAGGCGAGGAACUCGAAUCAAUGUAAAAAUUAUUUUCAUUGAUUUCAGGCUGUUUGAUCCCAGUUUUGUGUAAUCUCACCCUCAGGGGUGAGGAAAAUAAUCAUGACAUCAUUACUAUGUGUUAAGCAGCCUGGGGGCAAGGUUCAAGUUCAUUCAUCGGAUUUAGUUGAAGAACUGAUGAUAGAUGGUAAAGAUCACAUCACCACGAUGAAAAUGAAUAAAAGUGAUGUGCAAAGAAGACGGGCUAAAAGACCUAUGUCUACAUCUGUCAUUCAGAGUAAAGUAGAUUCCAAAUGUCUGAUAGGCCAGACUCUUCGAGUGCAAGAUUGGCUGAAUGAAAAAACUGUGAGAGGAUUGCAGUUUGCUAUACCUCAGGCCUGGGUUGAUCAACAGAUUGUCAACUCUACGUAUAUGAAGGAGAGAUCGGAUAUGGAAACAAAGGAAGCCAGAGAAUUAUACAAUCCUCUUCUGGAAGUGGAAAACACAUUUGUCAGGGACUUAGAAAACAAAGUAAACACCAAGGAGGUUCUGGAUCUGCGGAAGCGUGAGAUGUUACACAAGAAGUGGAAUGAUCGUGUGUAUGAACCGCUUAGGGAGAAAAUCAUCGACGUGAUGGAUGGCGAAGACUGGCCAGAACUAGACCGUCGAAAACGAGAGCUGCACAAACAGUAUCUGGAGUUUGUCAACCAGAAGGGUCAUGUAUUUUUAGAUACAAUGGAUCCAGCUGAGUAUUAUGCCCAGGCCUUGAAUGGACACAGACCUGCUCCAAUCAAGGUAGUUUUUAAUGUCCCUGAUUCAAGACCAGUCACAGCACCAGCACAGAUUGCCACCAAGGCUUUCCGUGAUCCCCUCUUAUCUCAGGGCCGCGAGCGCAGUGCUGAGGAGAGAACUAUUCUAAGAUGUAUGACUGGGAACGAUUACACCGAUAAGGACAUUGAACAGGUGAAGUUACCUCCCCUACCCCUGGUCCCACUCGGACGCCACGGUACUGACAGUAUCAGAUGGCUGGAAAUGCCUCUCCACAAUAUCGAGAGCACUCCACGGAUGGCCAGCAGACGAAGAAUGCAUGGCACAUUCAAUCAAAGCCAGUUAGAUUUUGAGGAGUGGUCUAAGGCACAGAGGAACAGGGCCCAAGUUGAGGUGGAGAUGCAAACACAGAAGAAACGAAUGUACAAAGAAGUCCCCCCAUUCAAAAUCCCUCCCAGGGAAGUCCCUUCCUCAUACUCAGAGCCCAAAAACAUUGGAAUUCAGACCAUUCCCGAAGAAAUGGAGCAAUUGACUCUCAAAAACUGGGUGCCAUCUAAUGACUCCACUUCUAUACCUGUCGGGGCUUCAUAGGGGCUUCAACAGAAGAAAAAUAUUGCUUUUAAAAUUUUUUUUAGAAGUGUUAUAUUUUCAAGUUUUAAUAGAUUUAAAAGUUGCAUUUAGGGAGGAAUAUGUGCCUUUUGAAAUAACUGCAUGUGCCUGACAUUUUGCGAUGCUAUAUUUAUGUCUAAAGUUCAUUAUUAAGAUGUUAAAUAAUACUAGCAUCUGUGAUACACAUCAGAUUAUUGUUAUCAUUUUUUUUUAAAAAAAGAUUUUUAUUCUUUAAGAAAAAUCGUUAAUAUUGAAUACAUUUAUUAAUUGAACAUUUCACUCUUGGACAAUUUAAUAUUACCGAGAAUUAUUAGUAUAUUAUUUGGAAGAGAUUUUUAAGUCUUUAUUGUUUACAGGGUUGUAUAUAUUUGAGUGCCUAUAGACAUUCCAGCCUUAUUUUUUUUUUAGAUGUCAACAAGUCUAUGUUAGACAAAACUAAAAUUUUAGUGGAUUUCUGUGUGUCCAUUUUAUUUACUGUACAAUCUUUGACAUACAUAUCAAUUUUUGAAUUUUCUUAUUUUUCAUCUUGAACAAUGAAAUUUUGGAGCAUUUAUAUAUUUCCAAUUCAAUUCAGACAUUUUUUUCAUGUGUGAAUGUAAGGUUAGUUUCUGUUGUAAAGAUUUUUAUACAAAAUAGAAAAUUCUUUGUGUGAUAUUUGUAUCCCAUACUGUAAUGGUGGUGCUACCCACUAGUCAUCUAUAUAUACAGAAGUGCCUGCACCCCGUGUGUGUUUUAUCAUUUCUGUUGGAUUGUAUAUUCUUAAAAUUUUGUAUUAUUUUAUAGACCAGAACUGCACUUUUUACAUGAACAUUUUCACAUAGAAAUUAAAUUAUGAAACACUU